This is a messenger RNA of Naegleria lovaniensis, 1623 nucleotides long. RefSeq lists its product as uncharacterized. The record is from RefSeq and is a predicted model, not a curated record. Gene Ontology annotation, cellular component: cytoplasm. The coding region runs from base 1 to 1623 and encodes 540 amino acids. Gene Ontology annotation, biological process: protein phosphorylation; intracellular signal transduction. The transcript is spliced from 3 exons. NCBI's taxonomy places the organism in Eukaryota, Heterolobosea, Eutetramitea, Acrasida, Naegleriidae. Gene Ontology annotation, molecular function: ATP binding; protein serine/threonine kinase activity.
AUGUCCGUUAUUAGAAUCGGUAAUUAUAGACUUGGAAAAACUCUGGGCGAGGGAUCUUUUGGUAAAGUCAAAUUGGCUGAACAUGAGAGCACAGGUCAUAAAGUUGCUGUCAAAAUUCUCAACAGACAGAAAAUUCAAAACUCCAAGAUGGACAAAAAGAUUAGAAGAGAAAUCAAAAUUCUCAAAUUGUUUAGACAUCCACACAUCAUUCGGUUAUAUGAAGUUAUUGAAACAAGCACAGAAAUCUUUCUUGUGACGGAAUACAUCGGAGGAGGAGAAUUGUUUGAUUACAUCGUGAAGAGAGGAAGACUAUCUGAAUCAGAGGCCAGAAAGUUCUUUCAACAAAUCAUAUCAGGAGUAGAAUAUUGCCAUCGUUAUAUGGUCGUUCACAGAGAUUUGAAACCCGAAAAUCUUUUGUUGGAUAAUGAUAAUCAAGUUAAAAUUGCAGAUUUUGGAUUGUCGAAUAUCAUGCAUGAUGGCGCUUUUCUCAAGACAUCUUGUGGCUCUCCUAAUUAUGCUGCUCCUGAAGUAAUUACCGGUAAAUUAUACGCAGGACCUGAAGUGGACGUGUGGAGCUGUGGUGUUAUUUUGUAUGCACUUUUGUGCGGAAAAUUACCAUUUGAUGAGGAUAAUAUUCCUACUUUAUUUAAGAAGAUUAAGGAAUGCUCGUAUACUAUUCCAUCUCAUGUAUCUCCUGAGGCUAAAGAUUUAAUUCAAAAGAUUUUAGUUGUUGACCCAGUUCAACGUGCUACAAUUUCUGACAUUAGAAAACACCCUUGGUUCGUUAAAGAUCUUCCUGAUUAUUUGAAAAUCCCUCCAUCCAAUUUUGGACAUGCUAGUGAAAAUAUUAAUAUUGAUGAAGCAGUUGUUCGUGAAGCACUGCUAAAAAUUUCUGACAAGAAAACCAUUACCGAUGAAGAGAUGCAAGAGGCCAUUAACGAUAUCACGGAUGGCAAAAUGAAUCGUGUAACAGUAGCUUAUUAUUUAAUCCUUGACCACAAGAUAAAAUCUGCAAUCAAGGAUCAAUAUAUGAAAAUCAAUGAAAUGCAACUGAAAAAGGAGACUUGCAAUGUGAAUAACAUUCAAGCAGUAAUUAACCCAUGGCCUGCACUCAGUAGCUCACCUCCAACAGGUCAAAUUAGUAUUGAAAUGGUUUUAGAUCCAAGAGGAAUACUUCAAGAAGAAGAGUCUACUGUAAACUCCGCAGACAAGAACACACCUGUAAACGUUAUUGAUGACCUGCGAAUUGAUACAACAGAUGUUCACAAAAAGUACCAUCUUGGUAUUAAGACUAACAGAAAGAAUGCUCAAGACACAAUGAAAUGUGUGUACAAAGUGCUAAAGAAGAUGAAUCUCAAAUGGAAGAUCAUUUCUGAAUACAAUUUGAAAUGUAAAUAUAACCAUCAUGUUGAGAAAGAUGUUAGCGUGGGAUUACAAGUAUUCAAAUUACCUGAAGGAGGAUAUCUUGUUGAUUUAUUUAGAUUAGGAGGAAACGUUUUCCAUUUCCACGACACUUGCCAAUUAUUCCAUGAUCUAUUUGACAUUGAGGAGAGAAACGACAAUAUUGCACUAACCUCAGGUGUUGCCAUGGUCACCAAUCUCAAUACACUGCCUCAACACUAA